AUGGCUGGAACAAUCUCCAAGUUCAUCAUGACAGGAGAGCCCCUAAGUCCUUGCGAGGCUAAACCCUGUGGAAAAGAUGCCUCUUGUGUUAGUCUGAAUACUGACUUCUUCUGCUUAUGUGGAGAGGGCUAUUACUACAACUAUUCAUCUUCUUCGUGUAUGAAAGGAAAGACAUUCCCUGGAGAGAUUGAAGUGGCCGUAAAUGAAACAGCUGGCUUGGAAGAUAAAAGCUCCAAGAACUAUGAAGACUUGUACAAUACUGUUGUCCCAUUUUUUAAAAAGGCAUUUAAUAAAACUGAUUUUGAUUAUGGACAGACCAUAAUUCUUAGAGUGAGCACUGUCCCUUCUCAGUCAGCAAGAUCUGCAAUGCGUGAUGUUAAAAAUGUCGUUGUAUCAGUAGUAAAUAUGUUUGGAGAAAAUACAACCCAAAAUGAAGACACUAUAUCUGAAGCAGUCGCAGAGGCAGCUAAACAAGACAAAACCAUGGGAAAAUAUACUGCACAAAAUUUGUGUGACUAUUAUGGUUGUGUGAAGAAUGCCAAAGAUAAUUGCCAGAAUGGUUUACAAUGCACUUGCAAACCUGGGUGGGAGAGGCCAAAUGAACUGACUCCUUUUUGUUUUUCUUCAAUGUGUCCUGGACCCUGCAGCGCAGAGGACAAGAAGCAAUGCGUAGUGAGAGAUAAUGGGGAGAGGGAGUGUGCAUGCCUGCCGGGCUACCAGAAGGCUAACGAGAAGUGUGAAGCGUGUCCGUUUGGCUACAGCGGGGUGGACUGCAAAGACCAAUUCCAGCUGAUCCUCACCAUUGUGGGCACCAUCGCUGCAGCCAUCAUUCUCAUCUUGCUGAUCGCGUUCAUCGUCUCAGUGAGAUCAAAGAAGAAAAACAGGAACGUGGAGGAGCAGAAGCUGAUUGAGGAUGACACCCACAGUGUCCGGAUGCAGCAAACCGGCUUCAGCAACUUUGGCGCGGACAACAGCAUCUUUCCUAAAGUCAGAACAGGGAUCCCGAGUCAGACCGCAAAUCCCUACGCAAACCAGCGAAGCAUGCCUCGCCCCGACUACUAG
Molecule: messenger RNA, 1062 nt
Organism: Acomys russatus (golden spiny mouse)
Lineage: Eukaryota; Metazoa; Chordata; Mammalia; Rodentia; Muridae
Gene: Muc13
Product: mucin 13, cell surface associated
Exons: 10
Coding region: 1-1062 (353 amino acids)
Source: RefSeq, a predicted model, not a curated record